AUGGAUGAUGUAAAUUACACAACUGUGAGAGAGUUUACGUUUGCUGGAUUAACAGACAGCACAUCUAUAGCCCCAUUUCUCUUUGUAUUCUUCCUGCUUGUUUAUUUGAUCACAGUCUUUGGGAACUUUGGCAUGAUGGCCAUGGUCUACUCUAAUUCUCUUCUCCAGACCCCCAUGUACUAUUUUUUGGGAAACCUUUCAAUAGUAGACCUUUUAUAUUCCACUGUAGUGACUCCCAAAAUGCUGUCUGAUUUAGUUUCUAACUGUAAGUCCAUCUCAGUCAAUGGUUGUGCACUGCAACUUUUCUUUUUUGUUUCCAUGGCUGUAACUGAGGCUCUUCUUCUGACAGACAUGUCAUAUGACAGAUAUGUGGCCAUAUGCAACCCUCUAAAUUAUGUCUCCAUCAUGACCCAGAAGAAAUGUGUUUGUCUAAUUCUUCUUACAUACUUUAUUGGAUUCCUUCAAUCAGCUGUCCAGACUGGCUGCGUGUUUUAUCUUCAGUUCUGCAGCUCAAAUCUUAUAGAGCACUUUUAUUGUGACCUACCACCAUUAAUGAAGCUUUCUUGUUCUGACACAUUCAUCUGUGAUAUGGUAACAAUUUUCUUUACCUGCUGUUUUGGUGUUGGCUCACUGAUAACAGUUCUUGUCUCCUACUCCUUCAUAGUUUCUACUAUCCUUAAAAUUAAUUCUUCAAAGGGUAGAAGCAAAGCAUUUAGCACAUGUUCCUCUCAUCUUACCUGUGUAUCUAUUUUUUAUGGGACAGUAUUCUUUAUUUACUUACGCCCGCCUUCCAGUGACUUUAACAAACAAGAUAAAGUUGUGUCUGUUUUCUACACUGUAAUAAUUCCAAUGCUCAACCCUUUAAUCUAUAGUUUGAGGAAUAAAGAGGUAAAGAAAGCAAUGAAACGGUCAGUGUUAUGA
Molecule: messenger RNA, 921 nt
Organism: Bombina bombina (fire-bellied toad)
Lineage: Eukaryota; Metazoa; Chordata; Amphibia; Anura; Bombinatoridae
Product: olfactory receptor 5B12-like
Exons: 2
Coding region: 1-921 (306 amino acids)
Biological process (GO): sensory perception of smell; G protein-coupled receptor signaling pathway
Cellular component (GO): membrane
Molecular function (GO): odorant binding; olfactory receptor activity; G protein-coupled receptor activity
Source: RefSeq, a predicted model, not a curated record